AGAACGACGACAUACGACAUCUCACAGAUAGCCAGCGAUGACCACACCGACGGUGAGUGUCAGCCGUAUAAACACACCCCCGAGUGGGUCAUGAAUACGGCGUUUAUCGGACAAGUGGACCGCCGUAUAGUGAACCCUAUAGACAUGAAAGAGGUGUUGCACCACAAGUCCAAUACGUCCAACACAUCGAUGACCACAUCCACUGAUAUCAGGACUGUAGGACUGAGUCCAUCGCCCGGCCCACCGCCGCAGAUAAUUAACGGUGCAAUCAAUGCCAAUACGCCUAAUCUGGUCAAACCGCAUAUCAUUAACGGUCGUACCGGUGCUCACCAUAGGCACCACCACCACAACCUACCCGCCUAUCGUAUGGUUGAGCCCAUACUUGAGGACAGUUGUGAGGAACUCAAUGAGAUUAAGGACAAGAAGUGCGUCGAAGGGACGGGUAGACAGACGACCGCUCACCACAUGAAUGUUGCCAAAACACGGCAUACCCUGUGGGACGACCCUCCGGUUUGCUAUCGCACCGCCAAUGAGUCGAUCAAUGAGUCGUUUAUAUAA
Molecule: messenger RNA, 558 nt
Organism: Oppiella nova
Lineage: Eukaryota; Metazoa; Arthropoda; Arachnida; Sarcoptiformes; Oppiidae
Source: the annotation of a GenBank genome assembly